AUGGAUUGGAUGCCAAGAACAGCACUAACUAUGAAAGAGAUUACAGAACUAACUCAGUACAUAAAAGGCGAGUACACUAAACCCAGUAAUCUAUCUUCUCUCCAAUGGCACCGAUUCCAAAGGAAAGCCAAGGAUUUUCUAGUCCACAACAACACGUUGUACUACAAGAACAGUAAGCAGAACAUGAAGUUGCUAGAGGUAAUUGGUAAUGACGACAGCGCGAAGCUAGAGAGAAUAGCCCAAACAACACACACAGAAAAUGACCAUAUGAAGGUAGAAAAUCUGUACCAAAAGCUCCGAUGCCAUUAUACGGGCUUCCGCCGCCAAACCAUUCGAGCAAUAAACCUAGAUUGCCCUACAUGCAAACCACUCCCGGCGCCACAGAAAGUCAUUCCUAUACAUUAUGUUGAGUGCCAGACCCCGCGAAUCUAUCUGCAGAUUGGAUGUAUUGAUAUGCACCAGUAUGUAGAGGAAAACGAUAAACAUGCAUGGAUUUUGGUAGUUUUUGAUGUUUGUUCUAAGUUUUUGAUAGCAGAGCCAAUGAUAAGAAAAACCGGCAAAGCGGUUGCCAAAAAACUAAACCAUAUAUUUGCCCUGACUACUCGUCCAUGGAUAAUACAAUAUGACAAUAGCGAAGGGGUUGUCAAUGAUGAAGUUAUAGAUCUUAUGGAGCGUUUAAGGAUUGAAUACAGGCCCAGCCAAUCUCAUCUACGCAAUAUGAGCCAAGUGAAGCAAGCCGCCCAAAACCUAACUCAGAGCCUGUUUAAGCAUGCGCCAAGGGAUAACCCCACUCGCUGGAUUGAUGUGUUAGAUAGCGCCCUUGAUGACCACAAUCGGCGCUGGCACCGAGCUAUUAACAAUGUGCCGGUUGACGUAUGCUACGGCUGGUCGAUAACUGGCCCUCGCCCGCUCUUGCCCAAGGAAUGCCAAGCGGCCUAUGACCAAGAAGUAAACUGGAUGCUUCGUUGUGAACUAGAGAGGGAUUCGCUCGUUGGCCCAGAGUUAGAUUGGAGUUGUCCUAUAGAGUGCCUAGACCCAGCGACUGCCCGGCCGAAAACAACCCCAGUAGAACAGCAGAUAGAUGCCAAACAGCGACAGAAGCAUUCAAGUAUGAUGGGGCAACACAGUACCAACUCAUUGGGUUAG
Nematocida homosporus is the source of this 1146-nucleotide messenger RNA. RefSeq lists its product as uncharacterized. The record is from RefSeq and is a predicted model, not a curated record. NCBI's taxonomy places the organism in Eukaryota, Fungi, Microsporidia. The transcript has a single exon. Bases 1 to 1146 code for a protein of 381 amino acids. Gene Ontology annotation, biological process: DNA integration. Gene Ontology annotation, molecular function: nucleic acid binding.